Struthio camelus australis is the source of this 2811-nucleotide messenger RNA. The record is from RefSeq and is a predicted model, not a curated record. NCBI's taxonomy places the organism in Eukaryota, Metazoa, Chordata, Aves, Struthioniformes, Struthionidae.
CUUCUUGAAAAGAGGUUGCCAGGAGUGUGUAGUUUGGAGUGGUUUCUCAAUGCCUGCGCUGCAGGAGCUUCCCUCAAGGCCACAGGUAAAGGUGUGCGAGACUCUGAUAGGUUUUGGAAAGGGGCCAGUGAAAAUACCGCUGUUUAGCAAGGGUAGCUUUUAACUGUUUGUGUUUUUCAUUUUUAGUUGCAGCUCAGCAACAGCAGACAGUCUGACAACCGUUCUUAGCUUGAGAAUGGUUUGUUUUCUUCUUUUCAGAUGACUUAAACUCAGUGGGAGGAACUGGAGCCUCCUGAGAGGCCUGACUUGAAGUCUGAGAAAUGCUGCUGUCAAAAGUUUCUGCUUUGAUUAUUGAGACUGUAGGUUUCUUCCAUAUGCCAAUGGUGCCCAAAGCAUAGGCAGCGUAGCUGAUGUAUAUUCAUAUUGCAUAUAAUAAUAACUCUUUGUUUGAGGUUAGUGUCCUUGUGAUCAGAAAUUUUUUUUGGUUGCUGAUUUUUAGGAGAUGUACCAGUGCUUAUGUAUCUUUUUUUUUUUUUCCCCCUUGAGAAUCUGUUUAUUGAAGGUUUAAACUUAAAUAUUGAUGUUUGCCUGAUUGCAUUUGAGAAGUCUGUUGGAACAUCGGUGGUGUUUGACCAUUGCAAUAGGAGAACAGUCUUUUCUCUUUAUAAAGAGUUGAAAUCAUACCCUAGUCUUGAACCCAAUUUAUAAGCUAGGAAGUAUAAAAAGUAAAAGAACUUUAGUGUCUAUCAAACAGUGAACAUGAACUAAUCAGCAAGUUACUUAAUUUUAUUUAAGGAAUAAAUUUUGAGGUGUUUAGGCUCGUUGCUUGAGUUGGGUACUGAACUGUUCGCCUGUUCUUGAGCAGCCGAGGUAUCGUUCUGAUCUGCAACUGAGGCUCCGUGACCGUGUUCUCCCACUGAGCUGACACGGAGAGCAGUCACGUUGCAAACGGCAUGGUCAGCUCUUUGCACACCGCAUAGUGCUGCUAGUUGCUAUUGUCUACUUUUAAUGCUGAUUGGAAGAAGCUUGCUCUUUUUGGCCUCUGUGUAGGAACUGCUCUCUUUCGUGACACAGUGAAAUAGAUCUGUAUAGACGUAUAAAUGCCAGUAUAUGGAGUAAGUGAUGAUCCUGCUGCCCCUGUGCAGGUUCAGACGGGUUGCUGUGGUUUCCUUCUGUUGGAUCUGUCAGGGGUACUUACAGGUUGGUUUGGGAGGAUGUGGGAGUACUUGCUAUGGAGUACGUGGACGUCUGUAGAAACAGAUUUAUAGAGCUUGGGAGUAUUUUGUUUGCUUGUGUUUUCUUUGUUGUUGUUUUUUGUUUCUUUUGUUUUAACUUGGCGGGGUGCAUACCGGAGCAUGUAGACAUUCAAAAGGAAUCGUAUGGAUGAGCCGAGCUGUGACUAGUGUCUGGUAUUAAGGGUGUUCUAGGAUUUGGUCUUGAUGCCCCUUGUGUGUAGGGUUUUCUGUAUAUCACAGAAUUUCCUUAAUGCUUGCCAAGAGGAAACCUAAUCAUGCUUAAGUAUCUACCUUCCAGCAACUAGUGUAAUCUUUUGUGUGGAAAUCCUAAUAUUUUAGGCCUUUAUGACUUAGCCUGAAAAACUGUAAAGAGGCAUAAACUAGCCACUGUAGUAUUUUACUGCAUAAAUCUGCUGGUGUAGUACUUCAUCUUGUAUUUCUUUUCAAGGUCCUAGUUCUGUGAGUCAAGCACUUCACUACAGGUAUUUGGGAUGCUUUGCCAGUAGGUGAUCUUGGGGCUGGAGCUGGUGCUGGAUGUUCUUGCACAAAAUCCUCUCUCAUUCAAAUGUGCUGAACUCUAAUAGGUUAUAAAUCAGUGUUUAUAGGCUGCCGAAAACGCUACGCAAAACUGCAACUUCUAAGAAGCCAUCUCAUGAUAAAGUCCCUCACCGUCGUUCAGUGAUGGGAAAUGAAUCUCUUCACAACUACAGCUGUCUCUUGGCUAGAACCUCAGCCACAGGCACCCCAGGUGCUGGAAAACUACUCUGAUGCUCCUAUGACCCCAAAACAGAUUCUGCAGGUCAUAGAGGCUGAAGGACUGAAGGAAAUGAGUGGCACUUCUCCCCUAGCCUGUCUCAAUGCCAUGCUUCAUUCCAAUUCAAGGGGAGGCGAUGGACUCUUUUACAAACUGCCCGGACGCAUCAGUCUUUUCACACUCAAGAAGGAUGCCUUGCAAUGGUCUCGGAAUCUAUCUGUGCCAGAAGGGGAGGAGCUGGAGGAUACAGCAGACGCAGAAAGUUGCGAGUCCAAUGAAGCAAGCACUGUGAGUGGUGAUAAUGAUGUGUCUCUUGAUGAAACCUCAUCUAAUGCCUCGUGUUCCACUGAAUCUCAAAGCAAGGGGCCUGCCACUGCCAGGGAGAGCUACAGAACAGCCUCACAGACAACCAAACAAAAGAAAAAGACUGGUGUAAUGCUGCCACGUGUUGUCUUAACACCGCUGAAAGUAAACGGGGCACACAUGGAGUCUGCGUCCGGCUUCACAGGAAGACAUGCUGAUGGAGAGAGCAGCAGCACAUCCAGCAGUAGCAGCAGCUCUUUGGCCCUGUGCAAUGCCACCAUGCGCAGUAGAACAGAAAUAAACAGGGAUCCUCCACAGCUGCUGAGAGGUAUCCGAAAGCCCACAGCUGGGCAAAUGAAGCGAAACAGGGGUGAGGAUAUUGACUUUGAAACACCUGGUUCCAUUCUUGUCAAUACAAACCUGCGAGCCCUUAUAAACUGCAGAACCUUUAAUGCACUCCCAUCACACUUCCAGCAGCAGCUGCUUUACCUCCUUCCAGAAGUUGAUAGACAGGUAUGA